Pyrenophora tritici-repentis Pt-1C-BFP is the source of this 432-nucleotide messenger RNA. Lineage: Eukaryota; Fungi; Ascomycota; Dothideomycetes; Pleosporales; Pleosporaceae. The record is from RefSeq and is a predicted model, not a curated record.
AUGGCCAAUACCCCCAAUGUUUGGACGCAAAUGAAUUAUGUUCCCCCGCGCGGCCAAUGCAACCACAAGGCGUCUCUCCUCUCGUCAACAUGUCCAUGUCUACGCUUCAUGCUACAUCCACUCAAGGUACGGACGUCUGUAGCGUCCUCUUAUGAAUGCGACGGCUGCGGUCACCACGCUUCAUUCCACAGCAUGGAAAACAAGGCAGAAGACGAGAUUCGCAAGCGAUGGGAAACCGAGGCCAAGACCAGGACAGAGCAGGAAGGGCAGCGGCCAAAGAAGCGCGUACGCGCCAUUGAAUACCAGGAACUGGGACAGAACGCCCUGGACAUGUCUCGAGUUGCAAAGCAGAAAAAGACAAGGUCCACGGUUGCAAGAGCAAAGACCAAGGGGGCCGAAAUGGCCGACGAUGAGGUGGUUGAGGUGGAUUAA